AUGCAGACGCCGCAGUCUCCUCCUCCUUUUGCUGCUGAUGGGGUGUAUGUACCCUUCCCGUUGCUGUUCCCUCCUAUAGAUCUUCAUCCAAGCUUUGCUGCAGCAACAGCAGCAGCAGCAACUGAUGCUAAUGUAGAUCCUCUGCUGCAGCGUUCAUCAAGACCUUCUCCUUCUGCUGCCGCUGCUGCUGCUUCUGGUAUUUCUAAUGGAGCGGAUUCAGCAGCAGCAGCAGCAGCAGCAGCUGUAGCAGCUUCAGGGCUGCGGCAGCAGCUGCUGCAGCGCAUGCAGCAGCUAUCUGCUCUUCAUCAACUUGUUGCAGCAGAGCAGCAGCUAAGUAUUUGCCAAAGACCAAUAGAUCAGCAGCAAGGGACAAUAGAUACUGCAGCAGCAGCGGCAACAGCAGCAACAGCAGCAGGAGCUGCAGCUGCUGCUGCUACUGCUUCCGGUGAACAACGUACAGCGACAAAUGCUGCAGCAGCAGCUGCUGCUGCAGAAGCAGCAUUGGCUGCUGCAACGGGCAGUGAGGCCUCCCAACAAGGGACAGCAGCAGCAGCAAUAGCAGCAGCAGCAAAUGCAGCAAAUGCAGCAGCAGCAACAGGGGAAGGCCAUGUUGUCCCUCCUGUGCCCUUAUCACAGUCUCCCCAUCCCUUAAGGGGGCCCCCUUCUACUGAAUUCUUCCAGGGGCCCCCCCAAGGGGCUCCUGAAAGUACCCCACAAGGGGCCCCCCUUCAGGGGGCCCCAAUUCAGGGGGCCUCCCAGGGGGCCCCUGAAGGGUACGUUUGGGUACAGCGUCAUUUGCAUGCAUUAAGGAUGGCGGAGAUGUACGAAGGGCAGCUGCGGCUAUGGCAUGCAUUUGCUUCCUUGCUGCAGCUGCAGCUGCUGCGUGCUGUGUCUGAGGAAGCAGCAGCAAAGGGCAGCAGCAGCAACAGCAGCAGCAGUGGCAUUGGUGGGGAUGGGUUGUGGAUAAGUCACGGAGCAGGUGCUGCUGUUGAUGGGCCCUUGAGGUUUGCUGCAGCAAAUGCAACAACAGCAGCAGGAGGCAGCAGCAGCAGCAGAGGACGCGAUGCUUCUGCUGCAGCAGGACGUCUUGCUGCCUUGCAGACACAAAUGCAACAACUGCAGCAGCAGCAGCAGAGCUCUCCUGCUGCUGCUGCUAUUCGUGACCCUCGAAUAUCCCCUGCUGCAGCAUCAUCAACCCCACAAUCUCCUGCAGCAGCAGCAGCAGCAGCAGCAGCAGCAGCAGCAACAGCAUCAUCAUCAUCUGGCAGUUCUACCCAACAACAACAGCAACAACAGCAGCAGCAGCAGCAAGCUGUCCCUGCUGCUGCAGGUGUAGUAGGUGCAGCAGGUGGAGGAGCAGCAGCAGGAGGAGGAGGAGGAGGAGGAGGAG
Molecule: messenger RNA, 1390 nt
Organism: Eimeria maxima
Lineage: Eukaryota; Apicomplexa; Conoidasida; Eucoccidiorida; Eimeriidae
Exons: 2
Source: RefSeq, a predicted model, not a curated record